Molecule: messenger RNA, 770 nt
Organism: Phragmites australis (common reed)
Lineage: Eukaryota; Viridiplantae; Streptophyta; Magnoliopsida; Poales; Poaceae
Exons: 1
Coding region: 99-533 (144 amino acids)
Source: RefSeq, a predicted model, not a curated record
CAGCUCGCACCUUCUAUAAAUCUCUCUCGCCGACGUGAUCAAGAGCAACAAGGAACAGCAAGCAGCCCAAUCCACUCAGUCCUCAGCAAGCCAGAACGAUGCACCUGCGCGUGACGCACCGCGACGAGGAGGGCAAGAAGGUGACGGAGAAGGUGCCCAUCCCGGAGACCCGGCGCCCGGACACGGCCAAGCACUUCGAGCGCAAGCUCGAGGAGCAGGGCCUGCACCGCCUCGAGCGCCACCCGGCCAACGCACCCCGCGGCGUCGGCAUCGGCGCGCCCCCGCCCAAGUCAGGGCGCGGCGGCAAGUACACCUGGGAGGGGCCCGGCGGCCUCGCCGGCAGCGAGCUCGACCCGGCCCCGCCUGCUAUCGACCGCAACGACCCCAACUACGAGGAGGAGGGCGGACCCGCGGCUGAGGACGAGGUGGCCAAGGAGGUGGUCGUCGGGGAGGUGGAGGUCGCCAAGGUGGCCGAGGCCAGGGACGGGGUGGCCAGGGUCGAUGUCGCGCCGCCACUGCUCCAUGAGGAGUAGCUGCUUCUCGUUGCUAAAAACUGCUCAACAUGCGUGAAACAGAACUGUAUUUUGCUGUACUAAUCAAUAAUCCUGUGUGAAACAAACUCCUGCUAUUAAUAAAAUAAAACAAAAAUAGAAACGUAUCUCACGGGUUCUUACGAGAAUCAGAAAUCAAACUACCCGUUUGUGACGGAUCUUGGGUUUUUUUUUUUACAAGAAUCAGAAAUCUCCGGUUUCUAGCAAGAAUACGUUCAU